Messenger RNA from Lepus europaeus (European hare), 1110 nucleotides. It is a transcript of the gene SSTR2, whose product is annotated as somatostatin receptor 2. Lineage: Eukaryota; Metazoa; Chordata; Mammalia; Lagomorpha; Leporidae. Gene Ontology annotation, cellular component: neuron projection; membrane. The coding region runs from base 1 to 1110 and encodes 369 amino acids. The record is from RefSeq and is a predicted model, not a curated record. Gene Ontology annotation, molecular function: neuropeptide binding; somatostatin receptor activity. The transcript has a single exon. Gene Ontology annotation, biological process: cellular response to estradiol stimulus; neuropeptide signaling pathway; cellular response to glucocorticoid stimulus.
AUGGACAUGGCCUACGAGCUUCCCAACGGGAGCCAAACAUGGCUGUCCUCCCCGUUCGACCCCAACGGCUCGGUGGCAGUGGCCAACAGCUCGAACCAGACAGAGCCCUUCUACGACACGACGAGCAACGCCGUCCUCACGUUCAUCUACUUUGUGGUCUGCAUCGUGGGGCUGUGCGGCAACACACUUGUCAUCUACGUCAUCCUCCGCUACGCCAAGAUGAAGACCAUCACCAACAUCUACAUCCUCAACCUGGCCAUCGCAGACGAGCUCUUCAUGCUGGGCCUGCCCUUCCUGGCCAUGCAGGUGGCGCUGGUCCACUGGCCCUUCGGCAAGGCCAUCUGCCGUGUGGUCAUGACCGUGGACGGCAUCAACCAGUUCACCAGCAUCUUCUGCCUGACAGUCAUGAGCGUCGACCGCUACCUGGCGGUGGUGCACCCCAUCAAGUCCGCCAAGUGGAGGAGACCCCGGACAGCCAAGAUGAUCAACGUGGCCGUGUGGGGCGUCUCUCUGCUGGUCAUCUUGCCAAUCAUGAUCUAUGCUGGGCUCCGGAGCAACCAGUGGGGCAGAAGCAGCUGCACCAUCAACUGGCCGGGGGAAUCUGGGGCAUGGUACACGGGGUUCAUCAUCUACGCCUUCAUCCUGGGGUUCCUGGUCCCCCUCACCAUCAUUUGUCUUUGCUACCUGUUCAUCAUCAUCAAAGUGAAGUCCUCUGGAAUCCGGGUGGGUUCCUCCAAGAGGAAGAAGUCCGAGAAGAAGGUCACCCGGAUGGUCUCCAUCGUGGUGGCCGUCUUCAUUUUCUGCUGGCUCCCCUUCUACAUAUUCAACGUGUCUUCCGUCUCUGUGGCCAUCAGCCCCACCCCCGCCCUUAAAGGCAUGUUUGACUUCGUGGUGGUCCUCACCUAUGCCAACAGCUGUGCCAACCCUAUCCUGUACGCCUUCUUAUCUGACAACUUCAAGAAGAGCUUCCAGAACGUCCUGUGCUUGGUCAAAGUGAGCGGCGCAGACGAUGGGGAACGCAGUGACAGCAAGCAGGACAAAGCCCGACUGAAUGAGACCACGGAGACCCAGAGGACCCUGCUCAAUGGAGACCUCCAAACCAGCAUCUGA